Anopheles coustani is the source of this 3950-nucleotide messenger RNA. It is a transcript of the gene SamDC, whose product is annotated as S-adenosylmethionine decarboxylase proenzyme. Gene Ontology annotation, molecular function: adenosylmethionine decarboxylase activity. Bases 617 to 1735 code for a protein of 372 amino acids. The transcript is spliced from 6 exons. Gene Ontology annotation, biological process: spermidine biosynthetic process; spermine biosynthetic process. Lineage: Eukaryota; Metazoa; Arthropoda; Insecta; Diptera; Culicidae. The record is from RefSeq and is a predicted model, not a curated record. Gene Ontology annotation, cellular component: cytosol.
UUCGUUGCGUACGGUCUUUGUUUGUCCGUAGUCCUCUCUCUCGCGGCUGAUCGAUUUUUCUUAGCAGGAAUAAGAAAAAGUGCACAGCAUUCAAGAAGAGGGAAAAUAGCAAGCAAUCUUUCUAUUUUCCUUUUCCCCUCUUCUACAUGAAGUGUUUUUCGAUUCAGUUUCACCCGCAUGCCCGUUAACAUUCCGUUCGUUUGAAUUGAAAACUUGUUCCGAACCGAUUGUUCUAGAUUAAUUAAAGAAAAAAAGAAAGUCCCAAAUUAAGGCAGCCUCCGAUAAGCUCGUAAUCACUGAAUCCUUAAUUGCCGGUGUGUGUUGCAAAUACACUGCAUCGUCGUCGUUGAUGGACGCUCGCGUACAUAGGUUGGAGUUUUACAAAAGCACCAGUUUUCUUCACGGUUCCUGCGGGAAAGUGGUUGAUUCAAGUGCGGCACGUUGAAAUCGUCGUCGGUUCGUCGAUCCUUCCGGCCUUUGCCAAAAGACUUUCAAACAGGCGAGCAGCUUUACAAAACCAUACAAUCGUAAAAGGUAUCACUUCUGUGCUGUGGGAACAGCAAAGCUAAAGGAAGCAAAGAAAAGCCAAAAGCACCAGUUACAGCAGAGCGCAGUUAUGGCUGAAUCGGAGGACAUAAGUAAUAGUAGUAGUAACAGUAGUAGUAGAGAGGAUAUGCACUUUUUCGAAGGAGUCGAAAAGCUGUUGGAGAUCUGGUUCGCACCGAACCCGGCCAACAAGAACGCCGAUCUGAGAAAGAUUCCCAGGCCGAUGUGGGACGCACUGCUUAAAACGGUGCGAUGCGAAAUCAUCAGUUUCACCAGAAACGACCAGAUCGAUGCUUACGUGCUCAGUGAGAGCAGCAUGUUUGUGUCCAAGCGUCGCUGGAUUCUGAAGACAUGCGGCACUACCACGCCGCUGCAGUGCUUCGAGCCGCUGCUCCGUCUCGCAUCCGAAAUCGCUGGUUACAGCGAGAUCGAGGAUCUGUUCUAUUCGCGCAAGAAUUACAAGCGCCCGGAGCUGCAGGUUUCGCCGCAUCGCGGCUUCGAGGAAGAGGUCGCCUUUCUCGAUUCGUUCUUCGACGACGGACGCGCCUACAGUCUCGGCGCGAUCAAUCGCGACUGCUGGCAUCUCUACACGCUGAGCCGCGGGGGAGGGGGCUCUAACAAGAUACUGAAACGCAACAACCACGUCCACCAGUUGCACCACGACCACGAUGCGCAGAUGAUCGAAGCGUCGAUGCAACCGGAUCCGGAUCAAACCAUCGAGAUCCUCAUGACCGAGCUCGAUCCGAAGGUGAUGGCCAUCUUCACCAAGGACGAGUGCAGCACGGCCAAAGAGGCUACCCAGAAAUCGGGAAUUCACCGACUCAUUCCCGGCAUGAUCAUUGAUGACUAUCUCUUUGAUCCGUGCGGUUAUUCCAUGAACGGCAUUUCCAAGAAUGGAUGUUACAUGACCAUCCACAUUACACCGGAACCGGAGUUCUCGUACGUGAGCUUCGAAAGCAACGUGGCUUCAUCUGACUACGGCGAGUUAAUUGAGCGCGUGAUUCGCACGUUCCACCCGGGAAAGUUCAUCGUGACCGUGUUUGCUAACAAGACAUCGAUGGCCGCUAAUGCAAACCGCGAGAUCGAACAUCUGGGCACCAUCGAUCAGUGGAAGCGUCGCGAUAUCCAGUACUCGCGCUUUGCGAGCUACGACCUUACCUACGCCCAAUACUGCAAAUACCCUAGCUGAGGUUUACCGUGCCUAGCUCCGGUCGGGGCUAACAUUCCCUCCUCCUCUCCCAUCUUCCGUUCCCUUUUCAACCACUCUUCCCUCGGCCCGCCGUCGCCUGAUGCGUCCUCUUGCGACCGGGUUAUAGCUCCCUCUGAGCUACCUUCCCAACUCAAUGUCCCCCAGAAACUUUCGUCUUCUUCGAACCGUUUGCAACAGAAAGAGAAAACGAAGCAGGAUCAACAGCAGGAGCAGCAACAACUUUCAUCCUCCUCCUCGGCUUCCUUUGCCGCGCUUCCACUGUCGAUGGCGUUCGUACAGCUAUUCUUCAACAUCUUCCCGGCCUUGACGGCUUUCGGUGUUGGUAAUGGGGGUGGUGGUGGUGGUGGUGGUCCCGAGCAAAAGUACUUUAAGCUCAGACAGUCACCGAAACGCCAGCAAUCCGAAAAGACCGGAACAUUUUCAACCAAUGAUGCUCACGAGCGGAACGAUACAAAUCAUAGCAACAAUCCUUAUCGUGGCUGUUGUCCAAAGUCCACAGUGCAGGAAAAAUCGACGUUCGGAACAUCGGUGGAAAUGAGUGCACCACCGGCAGUGCCAGAUCAAAUGCAUCAUCCGGAUGGAACCACAGCCGACUAUAACGAGCUACAGUUUUACGGCCAGCUGAAGCAGAUGCUCGAUCUGCCGAUUUUGUUUGCGAUCUGCUUCAUUCAGUUAAUCUCGUUCGUGCUCGUGCUCAACAUCGAAGAGUGCUCCCCGCUGGUUCUCUUUUCCUGGUGGCGUAACAAGAUAUCCUGAAAUUGACUAGCCGCCGCCGCUAGCGCCGGUCGUCGCAGCCUUCAGUUCUGAUUACAACCUUCUUUACCAGCACCAAGAUUACCACCAGCAGGAGCAGCUGCAGCAGCAGCAGCAGCAGCAUCACCAUCUUCAUCUGUACGAUUUGUUUGCUAUGAAGAUUGUUAUUAUUUCCGGAAGAAUAAUAGUGCAAAAGCAGCAGCGGCACCAGGAACAGCAUCAACAUCUUAUUGCUGUAAAAAAUGCACGCUGCUACUUAAAAAUUGUAUGAUGUUUGCCGCCGACCGUCAGUUGCGAAUCUGUAGUGGUGUUUCGUAUAGUGUCGUUAAAGAUGAUUCGCCUAUGCCAUUAUCUCUGUCGUCCUCGGCUGUCCUUCAUUGUUUGAGAAAGGAGUUAAAAAUGAUCCAGCGAGUCGAGGGAAUUUUAUCUUGUUCCAUAUCUACCAAACUGGACGUGCGACCGCUACUCCGAGGACGACAUCGACGACCCGAUCACCGCCACCACCAUAAUCGUAGACGCGUUUGUGCCAGUAAAGAGCGAGGUAUCAGUAGUUCGAUGCGUCUUAAUAUUGCUGGUGUACCACCACGAUCCACCCAAUCACCACCGCCAACCUUAGCGAUAGAGGAAAACUUUGUAGGUGAUUUAAUUUUACCAGCGGCAACAGCGAGCCGACCCCUACUUUCACGAGCUUCCAGAGAAAUCCUGCAGGAUAGUGUCGUAUACCUGCUGCCCCCAGCGCAUCGCGUUAUUUUUGCCUUUCUAAUCUCACUCGAUCUAUACUCGUAGCAUCGACUGAGAACUUUUUGCUGCCGCCGAAACACCAACCUGUGCCACGUGCAGUGCGGAUCCGUCGCGACAGCACUAAGGUAGCAUUUAAUGUGCCCUUUACAAGCACCAGGAAUGUGCUAGCAAAACAAAUGGGUGGAAUUAUUAUUUCCGUUCGCACAAAACGAGAAGAGAAGAUGAUGAAAGUGUUUACCCCUCGUACUUUACCGUAUAAUUUCUCAUAGUUUAUAAUAUAUGCUGCAAUUAUCGUCAUUCCCUCUUUCUCAUUCUGAAGAUGAAAUUCAUUCUUCGCUGUACUCCAGAAUACAGAAGAUAGUGAAAGUGGACAGAAAAGAUGCAUGCAGUUGUACUGGGCGUAAUUUCCCUUCUUUUCCCGUCUCAUGAUUAUCCAUAAGCAAUGAACACACAAACUAAUAUAUGGUAUUCUCACUAAAGAUGAAUCAUAUAAAACUGGAAGAUCAAGUAUGGAACGUAACCUAUAGUUCCAAGCAAAUCAUAAAAUAUUACACAGAUAUAUAAUACAGAUUUCAAAUUAUCGCAUUCAAAAUAGCAUUAACUUACAAAAAAAAAAAAAUAAGUAAAAAACGUGUUAGAAACACUAGCAAAAAAAAGAAUCUUAAUAAAUAAACAAGCUAGCAGAAAAGUUGUCAUAGGA